Messenger RNA from Triticum turgidum subsp. durum (durum wheat), 1788 nucleotides. Lineage: Eukaryota; Viridiplantae; Streptophyta; Magnoliopsida; Poales; Poaceae. The record is from the annotation of a GenBank genome assembly.
AUGGAAAGAGAUGGAGAGCAGCUGGUAGGAGAAGGAGAAGCAGCAGCUCCGUCGGGAUCAACAAGCAGUUCAACUAAACACACACCUAGGAUAGCUAUUCAGAAAGUAAUAGAGGUGGUAGCCGGACUGUCAGAUUACAAAAGAUUCCUAGUUGAGGAGAUUGGAUUUGAGGGUGUACUGCGUAUUCCCAUGAUCCAGAAAAUCAAUCUGAAGUUUAGCAAGUUCCUCAUGACAAAGGUGGAUGUGGAAGAGCACUGCAUCAUCCUCUUAAGCUCGCUUGAAGUGUUCAUCGGCAAGGAAAUAAAUGAACUGUCCAGCCGAUUGGAGAAGGAUUCCUUCAAGAUGGCGUUUGUUGUCUUUGUGAUGGGAAAUCUGUUCGCGCCGUGCACCAGGCAUGAUCACUCAACCAUCGACUACUGGGGCGCCAUCAAGGAUGCAGAAAACAUCGCCCUCUUCAAUUGGUGCAAAUAUUCAGUCAAUUUUUUACUUGAAGCAGUCCGCAAACUAAAGUUAGAAAUUGAUGCAAACAUAACACCCAACCACCUCUAUGGGUGUCACCUCUUCCUGCAGGUGUUCGUACUAGACAAUGUUGAACUUGGCAUCAUGAACUUAAAGCAAACAACAAUUCCACGAAUACAUUUAUUCGACGGGGAGACACUGAAACGGAUGAUCCUCGUGUGCUCAGCAAGGAAGCUAGGCAAAACCAUCUUCAUAGCCCCUGAGGCAAGACGUUGGAAUGCCAUGUGCUACACAUGGCACAACUACAUAAACGAGAAGCAUGCCAAGAAGAAAUCAAUGGACCACAAGGCUGAAGGAUCGGCAAACAAGUACGCACUUGUCAUACACAACGCAGACAACAUUCGACAGGGAGACUACAUCAACACUGACACAGCCAUAAGUAACCUUGCACAGACACAUGGAAGCAACGUCGAAUUCAGCCCCGGCGACUACGCUCGGUGGAUCCAGAUGCAAAACCCAGAGUUGGCCGCUUCUCCAUUAGGAUGGGCACUGAAACAGCACAAUGCCAAAUGUGUGCAUAUCGCAAACGAAAUGAAAAGGAACAUUGCACGUGAGAACAUUCGAUUCACAAAAAAACUGCUCCAAGUUUAUUCCAACAGACCCAACACGGGAACACCCGCACCCAAUGCUUCUUAUCGCGCUGCCGGAACAACGAAAGGUGUCGACGGCUCAGACGCACCACCAUUUGAACUGGACAUCGAUGGCCACAACGAAGCCAGUACGCCUAUCAAGAACUAUGGUAAGGCAACUGCAAUUUCACCUACCUUGGCGACAAAGACGUACUCAGACCAACUAGUAGGGCAGCUCAUGAUGCUGAACGAUGAGAUUGGAGACACCGAGGGGCACAUUGUCUUUGGUCAAGUUAAUGUCGCGGCUGUAACAAAGAUCAAAGUUGCUCACACCCGGUUCACAAAAGACCCAUGGUCCAGUAACAGGAUGGUUUGCAGACACGGCGCAGGGGUCUUGAAAGCCAUCAGAGAAUGGAUGCGGUCAAGAACACCCUAUGAUCUAGCAAGGGAUUGGGUCUCACGCCCCGACCCACAGAUCAUUGCAGUCAGCGGCAAUGCCAUCAAGUCACAAAUAUGCGACGGUUCCGAACUUGACCACGAGUUGGGGUCCCUGAUCUUUCGUCGAAUUGGCCAGAUGGAGUCACAUGCGCACCGUGGCAGCCCCGACGAGCAAUACCGGUUGCUUAUCGAGCCCGAUUUUGCGGGGAGAACACCACAAGAAUCAUGUCAAUACAAAAAUAAUUCACUGGAGCUGAAGUGA